This is a messenger RNA of Kuraishia capsulata CBS 1993, 4644 nucleotides long. RefSeq lists its product as uncharacterized. Gene Ontology annotation, biological process: metaphase/anaphase transition of mitotic cell cycle; anaphase-promoting complex-dependent catabolic process; protein K11-linked ubiquitination. Gene Ontology annotation, cellular component: anaphase-promoting complex. The record is from RefSeq and is a predicted model, not a curated record. Bases 1 to 4644 code for a protein of 1547 amino acids. NCBI's taxonomy places the organism in Eukaryota, Fungi, Ascomycota, Pichiomycetes, Pichiales, Pichiaceae. The transcript has a single exon. Gene Ontology annotation, molecular function: molecular adaptor activity.
AUGUCUCUCUUUGAACCUGGUCCGGUGAAGCUUACUCUCUUGGCGCUUCCCUUCAAUGGGUGGUUAGCAUCUCUUCCGAAGGAGGGUACCCGGCUGGUCUACACUGCUCCUAACGAAGCACUUAAAAUCGACAAUGACAAGGUGGAACUCAUUCGCGGGGGUUCUGUAAUAAAAAAAAUGUCCUUUGCCGACCCUGUGAUAACGGCAUUCUUUACAUGCUUUGGAGACUCGAGCUCUUCUGGAGAAAUACAAAGAGCUCUCACUGUGGUUUUGAAGGAGUACGCCAAAGUGUACUAUGAUAACGGAUCUCAGCAUAUAAUCAGCUUUCCGUUCGUUGUUAAAGGUGCGUUUCCUUUUGAAAAAGGGAUUAUAAUUCAGCGAGAUGAUUUGACUAGUGGUGAGACAAAUGACAAUAUUGUUGAAGAGGACGUGGAAUCACGUUUCACAAAUGUCCAUAAGUACCCCAAGGGUAUAAAUUUCUAUACGUUAUUGGAUCCGCUUGGUGAACUUGGCCUUGUUGCUUCAUCUUCAACUUCAUCAUUUGAUCCCACAGAAUCAUUGUUGUACUUUCCACCAAGUGCUGAAAGCACACUGUGUGCUACCUUCAAGGCUGUUGAUUCGACAGUCACCAUAUACCAUGUGCGAUACUUGAGCCAUAGCUAUAAGACCAAUUCGCCUUUGGAUGCUGCCCAAAGAAGUUCACUUCGCCGCCGUUCAAGCGUCAACUCGGGUAAUCUAGCAACGCCAAAUACACCCAAGGUUGUUGACGCAGAGAGCAGCAUCCAGUACACAUCAAAAAAACGCAUAUCAUCACAUUUGAUGCUAUCUAUGGACAGAAUGGCUUCUGGUGCUGAGAGCAUAUCGGACUCGAAAGGCACAUCAUCUUCAUCUUUUGACUCAUCCAAAUUACGAAAAGAUGUGAUUUUGACCAAGCUUCACUCUUUCAGCCAGUCUCGGUCCCAGCCUUUGAAAGUUGACUCAAUGAAAUACGAAGACCAAGAGGCUCUGGUUUUCUUAAACUCGACGCUCCAGAAACUUGCAGUUCUAAUUUUUGAGACAUCUACUGGCCAGGUAGGACUGCCUUCCCAGAAGACCGUCUUUGACUUCAAUGCUUUAGACUAUCUUGCAUUGACGAAAGAGACUGGUCAUACAGGCACUCUCUUGGUGUUGAAACAGGAUUCUGCUUUGACUCUGGUUAAUCCUUUCUUGAAACUUUCGAGUUCUUCUUCUCAUCAGUACAAGGCUCCUAUCCAGAGAUUAGUAUCUGGAUAUGCUGAUAGGUUUGUCUAUAGUACUUCCGAGGGAAAGACAUACACCGCCAAUCUGCUUGUGGUCCCAACUGACACGCUGGUGAUGACUCUUCUGAAAUCUUUGAAAUACGCCGCGAACGAUUAUGUGCAUGAAUUUGUGUGGUUGAGAUGGUGUUCGGUGGUUUCUUCUGUCCCAGGAUGUGAUGACUGGACUGCAUUUGUGUCGACAAUGCUUUCUCUGCUGACACCCGAGGAGGCUAACUUUGAUGAGGAACUCUUGGACGUCAAUCUGGUGACCAGAUGUCUUUUGUUUGCGAGGACGGCUAGUCUGGAAUGUGAGCCAAGCCGCUAUCCUCUCCAACAGCUAGCACCUACGCUAAUUCUGGCAUUCCACCUCAUCCACGAGGAUCUGAAGUUGAACAUAUUGCAGGACCAAUCUUUGACCAAGCUUGGUGUUUUCCUGAAGCAGAUGACAAUAUGGAUGGGAUGGUCGAAUAAUUGGAGAAACCAUUAUGUCAAUAAUGAAAGGUUUGACACCAAAACGCGUUUCGAAGUUCUGCCUGAACCAUUACAGAAACCACCACAACUGCUCGCUUCACUAGCAAGUCUUUUCACGAGCCAUAUUGUUCCAUAUGUUUCCUUUUCACAGGUAGCAGAGGAGGAUUACUCUGUUGAUGAACUCAUAACUCCAAGGACAUUCUAUGUUCUUCGACUACUUGAGAUAGUUGUCUCUGCUGACUUUGGUUACGACCAGGUGAUAAAGAUGAUGGUAGAGUAUGGUAUCACCGCCGCAGACUUGGAAACCUACCCUGCAGGAAUUUACUUUGUGUUGCAAAAUGCGAUUUCUGAGUGUCAGAACGAACCACCGCUGGACUGGCUGGGUGACGAGCUUCGAGUCAUUGGAAGAAAAGAUAUAUGCCGGUUCGCCAGUGGAAACAGCUUCUUGAUCACCAUCUCAAAUGCAGAAAUGGGCGAACAAAGAAGCAAGAAGGAUGUUCAUCAACUUCUUCAGAGUGGUCCCGAAUUGGAAUCUGUUUUGGCUUGGGAUAACCAAGCUGAGGCCGACAGGCUGGCGGUGACUAAGCUGAUUUUCAGCGAAGACAGAAGGUUCUAUGAGAUCACUAGGCUCCUCCAAUCUUCCAGGGUGCAAGUGAAGAACUACGUGCCUUCUGCUGAAGUAUCAGAGCAUGCUCACCUCAUGGAUAUCCGCAGAAUAUGUGCUAUAAUCGCUCUGAGGACACUUACCGCACCCAUUGGAAGAGCUGCUUUGUUCUUCAACAGCAGACGACCUUUGACUACGGAGAAGUUUCCGAUCCCCAAAAUGAACUUUAGUUGCAUGAUCAAACCGGCUGGAACCACGGUUACGUUGGACAGCAAUCCUUUGUCGGGAGAGCUGAUGGACUGGGGCCACUUUCACAAUGGAGCAUCUUCAGGAAUGACCGUCGCUCGUGAUGUUGCAGACAUAUCCGAAGGUUGGAUUGUCUUCAAUAAGCCCCGGUCCUUGAACUCCCAGCAUGCUGGAUUUUUGCUCGGUCUCGGCUUGAAUGGGCAUUUAAAAAGUUUGCAAGAAUGGCAAAUAUAUAACUACCUGGGUGCGAAGCAUAACCACACGAGUAUUGGCUUGCUCCUGGGUAUGUCAGCGAGUUUGAAAGGUACAAUGGAUACGAAAUUGACCAAAGUAUUGUCUGUUCAUAUUGUUGCACUGUUACCAGAAGGCUCCACAAAUCUCAAUGUUGCAUUGCCUGUUCAAAUUGCUGGUCUCGUUGGCAUUGGUCUGCUUUACUUGGAAAGUCAACACAGACGCAUAACCACUGUGCUGCUUAGUCAAUUGGUAGCCACGACCGUGACUGGAGAGCAGGAACUCGCUUUUGAAGCUUAUCGUCUUGCUGCUGGUAUUGCUCUAGGAUUUGUUAACCUGGGAAAGGGCGACCUUCUCAAAAGCGGUGAUUCCUCAAUAGUUGACAAGCUUCUUUCUGUGGGACUGUCUUUGAAAGAUAUUCAAACAGAACAGAAGCUUGACAAGUCUGCUGGAGGUGCUAUGAUGGCCCUUAUGUUUAUGUUCAUGAAAACUGAAAACAUGGCCAUUGCCGAAAAACUCGGGGCUCCACCAACUGCUCAGCUGUUAGACUACAUCAGACCCGACAUUUUGCUGCUGAGAUGCUUGGCCCAAAACAUGAUUUUGUGGAAAUCUAUCACUCCAUCCCUGACAUGGAUCUUCUCGCAUGUGCCAUCAUAUUUGUCUUCUGAGUGGGACCUGGAGUCUAUCAACACUUUAGACAGCGAUAUCCUCGCUUAUCUAAACAUUCUAGCUGGUGCAUGUAUGUCUCUGGGUGUUAAGUAUGCUUCCAGUGGCAAUGCGCAAGCAAAGUCGGUUCUACUUCAUGUGCUUGACCAAAUGAUGAGACUUUCCGAUCUACCUGGCUCAACCUUUGACGAAAUCACCACCAUUUCGGGUGUAAACAACGUCAGAGACAUUGUACUGAUUAGUUGCUCUCUGGUUAUGGCAGCGACUGGAGAUUUGGAUGUGUUUCGCAGAGCGAGGGUCAUACAUGAUCAGACAGAUAAGGAUACAGGAUAUGCCGUUUUUAUGAGCACAAACAUGGCACUGGGUUUCCUGUUUUUGGGAGGAGGUCAGCAGGCGUUUGAUGUCGCAACAAGCACUGGUGUUGCAAUGCUUCUGACAUCAAUCUAUCCUGUUUUCCCUCGAGGCAGCUUGCAAAGUGUUGAUGUUCAUCUCCAAGCUCUCAGGCAUUUCUGGUGUUUAUCUGUUGUUCCGAGAUGUCUGGUUGUGAGGGAUGUUGAGACAGACCAACCGGUACAGAUCGCCAUUGAGAUUGUCUCCACAAAUGGAAAAACCAUAAAUCUCACAGCUCCCUGUCUUCUUCCCGAUGUCGACCAAAUAGCCCAACUUAGAACCAUAUCGGAUGGCUAUUUUCCAACUCUACUCGAUUUCGAAGCAAAUCCUCGACACAAAGAGCUUUUCCUGAAAGAGCUCGCCAUCUAUGUUUACAGCAAAAGAGAAUAUAAAGACUUGAAGCUACCAUUUCAGGCAUUACUGAAAGAGGCCGAGAAAGAAGGUGUUGUUCUGGGGUUGGCCCCAUUCAAAGAUUUACAAGUUCUCCAACCUCUGACUCCCUUUGAACAGAGUAUGGUUUUGCAGUGCGGUGAUGAGCAGCCGAAGCUUCGUGAGCUUAGAGGCGCAGAAUCUACAGUAUCGGAUUUCAAACUAGAGCUUGUCCGCAAUGUAGAUCCUCGGACUGUGGACGAUCUGUGGAACAUGAAGGUGAUAUUCAACUACACGGAUAGGAUAAUGAGCGAGGGAGGGAUGUUUUUAAAUAUAAAGUUCAUCGAGAGUCUCAAGACGAGGCUCUGGCACCUAACUAGGGGAAUUUGA